AUUCAUGUAUACUCUUAACGAGCGUUCAGCACCAAGCAUACUAUGUAUCUCAGACACAUAGUAUGAUACAUAUGGACAUUAGUGAUGCGGAGGAAAGGAGUUAGACAUGCGUGGAGAGAGUCGAGAGUGUGUGAGAGAGUGAGUGAGAGAGAGAGAGAGAGAGAGAGAGAAGGGUGGGUUCCCUACUCGACUAAAAGCCGACCCACCAACCCACCAACCAGUGUGUGUGUGUAGUUGUCUCCCUAGCCCACGCUCGCCUGCCUACUCCUAUCUAAACGCUCUAAACUGGAUUACCAUUACGUCUUGGCGGACACCUACGUCGCUACGUCUCAAGGAUGGGAGAGUCAGUGGCAGACACCCAGUUACACUUACGAUGGCAUUCACAUGCCACUACCUUCACUGGCAUGCUGUCAGACCUGCACCAUGGACGUGCCUACACUGAUGUCUCCUUGGUAUGCGACGGAGGCAUUGUACGGGCACACCGGGCAGUUCUAUCCCUCUGCUCUCCUUAUUUAGCUGUUGUUUUAGGAACAUGUCCGGACACAGAUGCACCGCUGCUCUUGCCAGAGGUUCCCGUACAAGAUGUCCUGUACUUGGUCUCGUUUAUAUACCGUGGCCAGGUAGAUGUUCACCAGCAACAUAUAGCAUCUUUCCUUAGAACGGCAAAACACCUACAUGUUUUAGGCCUUGAAGAAGGAGACAGAUUGGUAGACUCUCCAAGCAAAUCUGAUACAAGUUCGAGCACAUCUGGCAGUGAAGCUGGAGAUGAACCCGCCACGCAGCAGUUUGUCAAUGGAAACAAUAACAAUGAAAAUGAAGAAGAUGAAGCAGAUGAAGAAGAUGAGGAAGAGGAGGAAGAUGAAGAGAUGGGAGAAAGAAUUGAUAUUAUUAAACAUGAAGUGAACGUAAAGGAAGAACCAGUUGAAACAAAUGAGGUCGUGGCAGAUGUCACAAGUGACGGAAGAAUAGACUUGAAUUACUAUCUUCAACAGGCAAUUCAAAGUGCUUCCAUGCCUUGUCCAUUAUGUAAAAAGGAAUUUAAAAGUCAAUCGGGACUAAGAGAUCAUAUUCGAUUACAUACUGGCGAAAGACCUUUUGAAUGUGAAUUCUGCCAAAUGAACUUUGCAAGAGCUUCACAUCUUAAACGUCAUCGCCGCAUGCAUACUGGAGAGAAACCAUUUAUGUGUCGUAUCUGUGGUAAAGACUUUUCUCGAGGAGACAAGCUCAAAGAUCAUUUAAGGAGACAUGAUGCCGAAGACAAAUUGAGUAAAAUUCGAAAACAAAUUUAUAAUCCAGAGGAGGGCACCCAAGAGUCUGAUUCUGAAGCAACUCAGUUAGCUGGCAAUAUUCCCCCUGCACAAGUACUGACAUCAAAAUCAAAUAAUACAACUCCUGAAGCUACAUUAAUGCCACCUGUCAAACGACCAAGAGGACGACCGCCCAAAAAUCCGCAGGCACAUGCACAGUAUCAACAGGCAAUGGCUCAGGUUCCCUCCAUGAUUGUUCCUCCAAGUGAAACGUAUAUGCCUCACAUGCUUGGUGUUACUAGCAUUGGCGAAUGUAUUCUUAGACCAAUUAAUUAAAAACUUUCACAUCGAUGAAGUUCUAAAUAGUUUCUGGUACUAAGUGUCUUGUAGCAAUUAUAUAAAUCCAUAUAUGUUAUAAAAUAAAAAAGCUAUUGUAAGGUAUAUUUUAAGAAUAUCAAAAUUUCAUUUUAAUUUUAGUAAGUAAGGUUUGUUUAUAUAGAUAAUUCAUCACUGUUAUUAUGUGCCUUUUUCCAACUGAUCAAUUGGUAUUAUUCAGUUUAAAUAUUGCUACACAGCAUUAGUCAUUUCAUUUGAUCAUCAGCAAUAGUGAUUUUUAUAAUUUAAUGGUGAUAUUUUAUGCUUUGAUAGGUCACAAUUAAUUUUGGAGCAGCAUUUCCUCCAUCCCCCCCUCCCCCUCCCCUCUCUGGGCAAAUCUAGGCAAAUGCAGUUGAUGUAACAUUGAGUCAAUUUUGAUAAAAUUGAUCAAAAUAUAGUUUGCUAACAUGUAGUUUGAUACCUGUUAUAUAUUGAUUACCAUUAAAAUUGGUACAAUUAUUAUUAUUCAGAUGUGAUGGUGCAGUUCUGUGGUUGGAAAGACACAUAAUUGUUUGCUCGGAGAAAGGAAUUCAGGUUGUUUGGGGAUUUGUAACCUAUAAUGAAUUGUUUUUUCUGGAUGGAAGUCCCUUGUGCCUCCUUGAAGCUACUAUAUGUGAUAUAGUGCCAGACUACAAGGUGCCAUCAAUCACAGAGUUCUAUUUAGCCUCCCGGGCACCGCGAGCUAGAACCUGGCCACCUCAGAGAGGCACAAGGAGCAAUGGCACUUGUGAAUAAAUUUACAUAAAUAUUUUCACUCCUGUCACCACCAAGGGAAGACUUCCAGAAAGUCAGGAAAACAAAACAGACCACUGCUUGUUUAGAAAGCAGUGGUCUUUGUUGGGCGAGUUCUUUUAGCUGUUUUGAGGCUGCGGUCAUGUUUCUAACCCAGCGGUGGUCUGUUUUGUUACUCUGAUUUUCUGGGUGCCUUCCUUUGGUGGUGGCAGUCUUGAAUAAAUUUCCAUAAAAUUUUUCAUAAAUGCCACUGCUCCUUGUACCUCGCUGAAGGGUGAUCAGGUUCUGGCUCGUGGUCUGCGGUAGGCCAAAUAGAAUUCCACGACUGAUGGCACCUUAUAGUCUGGCACCAUAUUAGAUAUAUAGGCACCAGAGCGUCAGGAAGCCAUUCGGGCUCAUCCAGAAAUUGGUAUUUCAUUACAUUCAACGCUGAUUUCUUAUUUAUAAAUUUUCAAGGUAAGUUAUGCAGUUUGUACAUUUCAUAAUUAGUUUUUUCUCUUACAAAUUUUUUAACGAUCUGCCCAGCUGUAAAUGUAAAUUUACAUUGAUUUCAAGAAUUUAGAACAAUGUUCCUGCAUUGAUAAUUAAGAUAAUUAAGAGAACAGUGAUAAUAUUCUUUUAUUCUGAAAACUGACUCAAAGGUUAUUUGUUCAAAUACAUUUGAAAGUUAUUGGCAUGAAAAUGUGUAUUUUAGCAUCUUUUCAAUGUUUGUUACUACAGUUGUGCUAGUCUGUUAUUAGUGCUAGUAGCUAGUAUGUUACUAGCACUAGUCUGUUACUAGUGUUAUUGUGCAAUUCCAUGCUCAGCUGGCCUUUGGACACCUGUGUUAUCAUUUGAAAGAUGUACCGCCCCAAUCAACCCCCUCCUCCCUCGGAGCAGAUCCACAUACCUAUUAAUAUCGUUUAAUUAAAGCAGUUUCAUUAAAUAUGCCCUGAAAUGAUAAAUAGUUUUCCUAGUUAUGUAGAAAAAUUUAGAUUUAGAGUGUAGGAAGAAUGCAUACAAUAACAUAAAUACAUUAUUACAGUAAAAGCUUGAUUAUCUGGUGCUAUAGUAUCUGAAAAGCUCCAGUUCCACUAUUUUCAAAAUCUCCCAAUAUAAAUUAAUUUCUUGUAGAAAUUGGCAUUCCAUACCAUUCCAUCCUGCUGACUUGUCACAUUCCACCCCAGUCUUUCUUUUCUUAUUUUCUUAAAUUUAUCCCAUAAUACUGCUACUACUACUAAUAAUAAUAAUAGAAUAGAACAGAACCUCACUUGUAUUAACUAUAUUGGACUAGAACCUCACUUGUAUGAACUGUAUCAGACUAGAAUCAUGCUUGUAUAACUUGUAUGGGACUAGAACCUUGCUUGUAUGAAUUGUAUGGGACUAGAACCUCACUUGUAAAAAUUGUAUGGUACUAGUAUCUCACCUUUAUGAACUGUAUGGUACUAGUAUCUCACAUGUAUGAACUGGAUGGGACUAGCAUCUUGCUUGUAUGAAUUGUAUAGGACUAAAACCUCAUUUUUAUGAAUGCUUAGGACUUAAACCUCACUUGUAUGAACUAUAUGGGACUGACCUGAUGUGUCCCAUGCAUGUUCUGUCUGAUCCCGGUGACCAUCUCAUGAGAAAUCACUUCUAUUUUGAUAGUAUAUUGUGUGUUUUAUUUAGUUAUGUGAUGUUAUUUGCAUAAAAAAUAUUCCCCUUUGUUUUGUUUUCACUUGUAUUUUUGUUUGCAAACAUUGGUGGUAGAUAGGUCAGAGUCCUGGUGAGUGUCUACAGCUUGAGGAAACUUGUUACUUCCUUGACAAACGGCUGUGCACUAUUCUUUGGACUAGAGAAUAAUUUGUUUGCACUAGGUAGAAAUUUAUGCAAGCAAGGUUCUAUUGUAUUUACAUGAACAAUUUAGUAUUUGGUAAUCUUGUAUACAGUUUUUUCUCAAUUGUCUAAAUAAAUUGAGAGUGACUCCAGUGAAAAAAUAGAGAUUGUCUAGUGUAUCUAUGGUUUAACUGGCCAUCAACCAGAUCAUACUGAGACCAUAAUUGGACCAGAUCUUGUGUUUCCAGUAGGAUGUAAAACUUCUGUGUUGGCAGUCACAUUAUGACAUUGGAACGUCACACACCUCGUGAACCAUAUGUAAAACACAACAUUUUAUCUCUUGUUUUCGUUAGGUUGGGAUAGAUGACGCAACAGGUAACAUUUUUCGCAGGUCUUAGACCCCCUACUCCAUUUUUCCAUGAUCUAGCAUAUCCAGUGUAUCACCAUAUUAUUCAUUCUGUGGUUGGAUGGCCUGAAGACAUUAUCUGAACCAAACACUGGAUGGUUAAUCUAGAAGUUCAGUAAGCAAGUGCCAGAUAAUUAGGAGAACAGUGAUAAUAUUCUUUUAUUCUGAAAACUGACUCAAAGGUUAUUUGUUUAAAUUGGAGUAAUAAUGGCAUUAAAUUGUAUGAGACAGUACAGUGCACCCUUUCAAAUCUGGGCCUCCAUAUAGUGGAUCCCCAUUAAAAACAAUGUACCAAAACCAACUAGAUUUCUGUAAAAAAUUGGUAUUUCUAAAAAAAAAAUAAUCAGGAUUCCAGAGGGGGAUUUAAUGAAAUCUGGAGCAUUAGUUCAUCUCACAAAGCAAUUUCCAAUAAAUUUAUUAUUUAUAUAUACUAGUGUACAGUAUAUUUUUUGAUAAUCUUGCUUAUUUAUUUGUAAAUUUGAUUUAAAACCAUGUACUGUAUUUAUAUUUUAUAAAUGUGUUACUAAGCUUGUCCUGUACUAUAAGUUGCACAAACACGUUGAUUUAUGUGACGAUAAUUAUGAGGCAUACAGACCUAUCGUGAGGGUACACAAACCGACUGUUUGUAGUCCUUGUUUGUGAGUGUGGUCUCACCUCUCACUAUUUAAACAUUUUUAAUGGCUUUUCACCUGAUAUACUAUUAUUCAUGAGUUGAAACCCUGUUGUGAGGCAAGCGUUUAUCAUGGGUAGAAACCCAGUGGGCAUAAUAUCCAAGAACAAUGUCAAUUCAGUGCCGAAUCAAUGUCAUCAACAGUGAUUCAAUGUUGAACAAAUGCCACUCUUGAAUAUUGCUUCCACUGGGAAGGCGAGAUAAAUAACUACCUUACCAUGGACACUAAGGUAGAGUUAUCAUAAAAAAAAUAAUGGUGGGAGAAGAACGUGGCUGGCAAAGAGAUAUAGUAUUGGUACUAGUGCUGUUUCUGAUGCUAAAAAGCAAAUGAAGCAAACUUAUAGUUUGCGAACAAAAUAUAGAGCAGUGGUGGUAAGAGUGGCAUAAAAAAUUAUGCAUCAGGAUUUAGAUGCUUAAUUAUGUAAGCAGCACUGUGGCCAGGGUUGAAGAGCUAGUCUCAAACUGAUAGACUGGCAUUAACCAUGGGCAUAGAGUACUUUUAGGCCAGUUCAGGGUAACUGCAGAAGUUUAACAGUUGGCAUGACCUAGUGCAGGGGUGGGGAAGGUGUGGCCUUCGAUGGUACUCACUGUGGCUUUCAAAAGCAAUUUUAAUAAGAAAACAUUUGAUCUAUAAGUUUGCUUUUGACAUGCUUGAAUGUAUAACAGAUUUAUGAAAUAUUUGUAAAGUAAAAUAUGAUUAAAGAUUCCCCACCAAUGACUUAUAAUGCUCCCCCCCCCCACUCUUGACUCAUAGUGCUCCCCCACUCCUAACUCAUCGUGCUCCCCCACUCUUGACUGUGCUUUAAGUUCAUGUUGCUGCCUCACUAUCAUCAAGACCAACCUGUGCUACAAAAAGGUAAGAUAACAAAUACAUUUUAUUUAUAUUUUUUUGCAUUAUUAUUAAUUGGCACAUAAAACAAAUUUGUAUAUAUUUUGUGUAUAUUUUGUGUCUAAAUAUAUGCAAAUAUGAUAAAAAAUAAAUGCAUUGUUUCACUUCAUAUUAGAAAAAUUACAAACACUUGGUGAUAGCUCAAAUUAUGGAAACUGGAUUUCACUCAUACCUAAACUGGGUCUUGAAUAAUAUUAUCCAGAUUUUGUAUGCAAUUACCAAAGUGUAGUUACUGGACGAGAGCUUCGCUCGUGGUGUCUCGUCUUCCCAGUAAUCUGUACCAUAGAACACUCAACCUGUUUGUUAUGGCUUUCACUGUCUUUUUCACUCUACAAGUUAUCUACAACUGUUUGCAAAAGGGAACUUUAUUAUAUUUCUUUGACACCUUUAUUUCUUUAGCUUAAAUGUAUGGCGCCUUGUUCUUGAAGUUGAAGGUUUUAAAAAUUCCUCCUUGUCUAUGUUGUCAAUUCCUGUUACUAUUUUGUACCUAAUGUGUGUGUGUGUGUACAGAUUUUUUGCAUACUCUUCUGCCUUUGGAUAAUUAUAAUUUUACUCUCAAUUCUUCAUAUAUGGCAUUAAUUGUAAAUUACAGAAGGUGGUUUAAGGUUUAAAUGGCUUUCCCUCUCCCCCUCCAGUAUUAGUAUCUUGAAUGAUAUUUAGGACAUUGUAACUAUUCUGCAUCACAGACUGUCUUCCAACCUUGGUGCCUUCGUUUGAUAUUACUUACUUGGCCCCCUCCCCCUUUCCCUGACCAAUGUAUUAUUUGGAAAUGGGGAAUCGAGUCAUUUUUCCCUUGCAUGUAAAAUUCUGUUGAAAUGGUUACAAACUGUAAUAAAAGGCUUAAAUUAAAUUUUUUUUAGUGAUGUAUGUACAGAGAUUUCUAUGUUUACAUGAAAUUUUAGAAAAAGAGGCAUAGCUAGGCAUUGAAAGUACUGUAUAACAUGGUUUAAGAGGAAAAAUCUUCUGGUGCAAUGCAUCCUAGGUCACCCUAGACACAUUCUAUCGCAUUGCUUCAAAAAAGAUUUCCUUAUAAAUACACCAUGCAUUUUGUUAUUUCAUUGUGUAAAACUUACUCUAUUUUAAUCUCUAUCAAAAAAUACUUUAAUUUGAGUUCUGGUAAUUGGUAUCAGCCCAUUAGAUUAUAAUAUUCUAAUGUUUAAUAUUGGCCUUAAACUGCAGGUUAUAAUGUACCUGUAUACAGUACUUAUCGUUUGCCUUCGUAACCAGAGCAUUGUAAUACUGUACCUGUUUUGAUGUCUUUCAGGUGCCGAAUAAUGAAGCAUUUACUGUAUAAAUAUUUUUAAACUAUUAUGCUAUAUGGAUCCUUUCAUUAUAAGGGUCACUUAAUUAACCAUACUGCUUUUAUGAUACAAUAAGGUUGUCAGUGUUAAAAUUUUUAAAUUUUGCUGAGAAUUGUGCAAUACAGUAGUUAUUCUGAUUGGAGAGACCGGCCUGCAGGGAUAUCGAUUCCCAGAAUCAUGAACAGGUAGUUAGUUAUUGUGAUUGAAUUGUAGAUAUCAUUUUAUAACAAAUUUUAGGAAAAUUGUUCUAAUGUUGCUUCAAUUAAAAUCCGCAGCAGGAUGGCAUUUGUAGUCACCGCUACUGGUUGACUGGCCAUUGUUAAUGCAAUUGACAAUCUUUUGUGAUUUUAUAUGUAUGUAUUUUGAAGAAUAAAUAAGGAGAGUGCUCCUUGAAUGAAAGAUAUCUAGCUAGUCAAAAAAAUAAAAUGGUAAGCAACCACUUCUGUAAAUACCAUGACAAAGUUCCACAAGAAGAGUGAGAAGUUAAACAAACUGAUUAUUACAGAAGGUGGCUGGUUGCCUUGAAGAUGUAUAGUUUAUAAUGAGAGAAAUUCCUGUCAAUCCAUGUUGUUCAUUCACUGUACAGUAUAAGAUAUGCUUGUGGUAAGAUAUAUUUUAUAAGCCAAGAAAAAAGUGAAGCCAUUAAAAUACUAUUGUAUAACUUAGGAUUUUAUGAAUGUUACUUGUUUCAUAAUUUAGAGUGAGGUUCAGUAGACAUUAGUAACUAUAGAACAUGUAUUGAUUAGGUUAUUGAUGAUCUGAUGGUGGCUUAAUCCAUAAAAUUAUACUAUAAUCUUGUGUUGAAAUUGUAUUUCAAAGCAAAAUUCUAGUUUAGCAUAAAUAACUUUAAGCAAACAUACCACUUUUAAGGAUACCAGUAGGCAAAACACGCUCAAGUAUCAUUUAAUCAAUGUUGAUUCACUGUUAUACCAAUCUUGUAGUGUAGUAUUAUACCAAUCUUGUUUGAUCAGCUUUGCCCGGGGAGGUACUAAAUUGAGACUAUGCUAAAUAGUUUGUCAGGCUUGGCACCUUUUAAUACUUAGAAACUAAACUGAAAUACAGCCUUUUGGUCAGGUAAUGUAAUUGGGACCUUGGAUAUAGCUCGUGGUAUUAUAAUGACGAGGCGAGUCUGAAAUCAAUUUCAGACAGGUAAUUAUUAUUGUAAAUGUUCCAAUAAAUAUUCAGAUGCAUUUAAAAACACAGUACAGUAAUCAUCACAGUAUUUUAACAGAAUUAUGUAGUGUAUACUCCUGGUUGUGUGUUAAGGUAUUUAAUGUGGAUCACUUGCACAUUACAUAAAUCUUGAAAAUCUGUAUGGAUUAUUGUCAGCAAAUCUCAGUGUUCACAAUACUUGCAUGUUUGUGGCCUGUUGUUGCCUAAAAAAUGAAAAUGCUUCAAACUCAAAAUAAUUUACAACCAUUGAGUUUUCGUUUUAAAUAUGCUCAAAAAACUUUGCCUGCAGCUUCAAUUGUUUUUUUAAAUUUUGCUCCUUGUGUAAAAACCAUUAAAAUCGUGAUUAAUGCUAUGUUGCUAAAGAUACUAUUCAUACCUCUUAAUUUCCCACACUCUGUGACUCCAUAUACUAAAAUACCUUUAGUAUACCUUUAGAUAUCUUUAUAGAUGUAAUUUUUAACAUCACACUCUUAUAGUAUGGACCUGACUAUGCCAGUACAAAGUUAAAUCUUAUCGAGCCUUUCUGACUGUUCAGCCCAAAACAAUCCUUGAAAACUAUUUUUUUUUACUAGAAUAAAAUGUCUCUUGCACACUAUUGCAUUAAUUUUUGUACAUUUCUAACAAAAAUAUUACAUUAAUUUAACUUUGGGAUGUGAGGUGUUAAUAAGCCUUAUCAUUGUCUACUCUGCAUUUUAAUUUACAGUAUUUUAAAGUCAAAUAAAAUACUGUAUGGUAUGGACUGACGUGGACCUCGGUAAAAGUAUCACUACAUAAAAUUUGACAUGGCACUGUUCCACUUGUCUGAAAGAGUACAUUCCCAUAAAAUCAGGAGGUUACUGUACAAUACAGUUUAUGAAUACUGUAUUAUGUAAGUUUAAUUAGUGAGUGUUUACCAGCAACUGAAGUACUAUAAGUUCAAUAUGUAUAUACUGUACUGGAAAGGAGGCUAUUAAAUACAUAUUAAGGAUUGUAUUCACUAGCUUGUAUAUUUUUAUUUUAUUUAUCUUAAAAAUAAUUUAUGGAUAGUUUUUGUAAGUUUUAACAUUGUACUGUUACUGUACAUGCUCACAUUGCCUUAGUGAUUGUCAUCUGUGAAUUAUAAAAAUGUAUUGUUAAAUCAGGUAAAUACAUAUAGCAGGGUGACUGUUUUGGACUUGGCAAACUUGUAAAACUUUCAGAAAAUAUUGAAGCCAUAUGAAGGGAUUGAACCUACAUCCCUGAAUCCCCCCAAGGCACAUGUGUUACAGGAUGCCUGAUGCAUUCGCAGAUGCAGGUUUGAUCCCAUUGUACAGGUUAAAUAUUUUCUCAUAAGAUAUAGCAUGUUUUUUGUGAUUUCAUCAUGUGUUGCUGUUUUAAAACCUUGUUUUCAUUUAUCUAUAUUACUUCUCAAUGCUGAGGUUACUUAUUUUGUGCAGUAAGUAUCUUUGUGAAUAUUUUCUCAUAUAUUUGCUAAUGGAAUGAUUUUCUUCCUUCAAGCAAUGUAUUAUCACUCCAGUCUCUUUACAGGAAUCAUCUCAAGAAAUUAUUAUAAUUAUUUGAAUUGGUUGAUGCCUUUUGGAUUAAUCCAGUUUCCUUGCUCCCCUGUUCCAAGGCUUGUAUUUCUCAGGUCAUUUGGAGUGUUAUGAAGUCUAGCCAGCCUGUGGUCUUCCCUUGUGCCCAUGAUGUUAGAAAGUAUGCUAUCUUUCAGCUGUGUUUGUAAACAUGUCCUGGGCUGAUAAUCAGAUAUGGGGGUUCUGGAGGUCAAACAGGGUUCUGGCAGCCUGGUACUUGGUUAAUGUCCCUGGGCCUUGGCACUCUUGUGUGGCCUUGGGUCGUGUCUCUCAGCCAGGAGUUUCAUCCUUGUUCUGAUUCCUGCGGUGCUUCCUCCUCCCUAUUAAAGUGGACCAGUGUAAGGGUUAAGGUGAGUGUUAACCCUGUGUAUUAUAUAUGAGUUGAUAUGAAUAACUUGUAUCUACAUGUAUAAGCUCUGUAUUAACACACUUGCAUUGUGGUGACACAUGGUGCCAAUUGACUGUUUAAAUUGUCCACCCCAUUAGUGGGUGGAGCUUUGCAGGCCAUGUUCCAUAGUACCCCACUAAACUAUAGUGUCACUGCCCACACCAUAUGUGUCUAAGUGAUUUCUUUGGGGGAUGUAGUGAUAUAUGGUGCUGUAAUCUAGUAGUGUGUAUUGUAUAUAAUCCCAUGAUGGAGCAGCGAAAGGAAAUAAAAGGAGCAUUCUUUGAUGCAAACUGCAACAUCUGUGGUAAAAAUUCACAGGAAUUAAAUGCUGUACUGUAUAUGCAUUUUUUAUAUUUAUUUUAUGUAUGCAAUACAGUAAACAUUCUGAAACAUUUACAUGAGAAAAAGUUGUUUAAACAUGAAAUGCUUAUAAACAAAAUGUAAAAUGCUUACAAGCCUUUCAAUUCUAGAUAGCUUGCUGCUAUGCAAUCAAAACAAUGCCUCAUAAAUUUGGAUGUAACUUUUUUCUUUACAAUAUAGCAAACAUUUCUGAACAUUUACAUUAAGAAAAAUUGUAGCAUACAGCAAUAAACAGCUGUUCAAAUGUAAAAUGAUUGAAAACAUUCAUGUGUGGCAAUUGACGGGUGCUUCCAUUGCUGGUUUAUUUCAAGGAAGUGGUACAAAGUCCAGUAUGCGAGUGUGUCGAAUUCCAUAUAAAAAUUGUAUUUUUAUAAAUAUCUUCAGUAUACAUUUGUGUAAUACCACACGUUUAUUAUACAGAGUAAUAUGUUAAAAUUGUUAUGUGCCUUUCAUGAACCAAUCUUAUAAUUCUUAUAUGUCUUGUACGUCUUAUAAUUCAGUAGUAUGCUCGUCACCAUGGAGUAAUUUUUAUCACCUUUGCAUCAUCAUGUACUUUUCAUAAUCAUUCAAGUAUUAACAACAUUCUAUGUACACAUUGUAAUAUUUCCCAUUUGAUAUCUCACAUAUAGUUGGUUUUAACAUUAAGCUGACGUAAGUGCAAGAAGCCAAGUGUGCUGAUGGCACUUAAUUCUUGUAAUACUAGUUAAUUUUUAUUUUCUUUGAAGAUGUUUGUCAUUCCAUUUUGAUGCUCAGUAAGGAGUUAUUUUACUUGUGUAAGCAUAACUAACCUUACAUGUACUAUACCAGAUCUUGAAUCCAUUUCAGUGUCAUGUGAUUCAAACAAGUAUCAUUAAUAUUGUUAAUCAAAUUUAGAAAUUAGUACAAAGUCUUCAUAUAUAUAUUCUUAUAAAUACUGAGCUAUUAAAAUAUUAUAUGAA
This is a messenger RNA of Procambarus clarkii (red swamp crayfish), 11820 nucleotides long. Its product is annotated as zinc finger and BTB domain-containing protein 14. Gene Ontology annotation, molecular function: DNA-binding transcription factor activity, RNA polymerase II-specific; protein binding. Gene Ontology annotation, cellular component: nucleus. Lineage: Eukaryota; Metazoa; Arthropoda; Malacostraca; Decapoda; Cambaridae. The record is from RefSeq and is a predicted model, not a curated record. Gene Ontology annotation, biological process: regulation of transcription by RNA polymerase II.